Molecule: messenger RNA, 5922 nt
Organism: Neomonachus schauinslandi (Hawaiian monk seal)
Lineage: Eukaryota; Metazoa; Chordata; Mammalia; Carnivora; Phocidae
Product: KIAA1549 ortholog
Exons: 21
Coding region: 1-5922 (1973 amino acids)
Source: RefSeq, a predicted model, not a curated record
AUGAAGUAUAGGAACACUGGGGAUGGAAACAAUGGCAGUGGGUCCGUUCUGUUUGCUGCCUUCCAGCAGCUUGGGGUGGACGGAGGUGUGGGAAUGCUCUGCAAGAGGAGGGUAUUAUUAUGGGUCAUGAUAGUUGCUCAGUCCCCAGCCUCUGUUGCAGUGGACAAUGAGCUCUUCCUGGAACAGCAAAACCUCUCUUUAUCCUCCGUGGAGCUCAUGAUGAAGAAAAGCACGGUGCACAGCACUGCACAUGUGGCCUUAACAGAAACUGCCCCAGGGUCCCAGGAAAGCAGUUCUCUCCACGUCAUAUCAUCUCCAUCCGCCACUAUUUUUGAUACAAUCUUUUUUAACCAAGGAACAAUGACCCAAAGUAUAGCAGAUCACAGCAUCUUGGUGGCAAAUUAUGUGUCGAUGAUGAGCAAUGCGGUGGUCAGAGAGGAUGAUGAAAUGGAUAACUUUUUGCCAGAAGCUCCCUGGACCACUUCCCGCGUGGUUUCUCCGAUUCGGUAUCUCCCGGUCAGCCCGCCGGCGCUGACUCCAUCCUCACCCAUUAUUUCUUUACAAGACCAACAGAUGACAUCAGCGUGGCAGAACACGAUGCAACAACCAACAACGUAUACCGAAUCCCCCAGUCAUUUCAGUGCUUUUCGGUCAGCUUUUCCCACAUCCGAGGGCAUGCUUCCAACUCCUAGAAGGAACUUGGUGCUUUAUCCUACUGACGCCUACGGGCACUCAGCGAGCAGGACUUUGCCGGAGAUUGUGGCUUCAGGCACGGAGCAGGCAGAAACCCUCGGGCACUCAGCGAGCAGGACUUUGCCGGAGAUUGUGGCUUCAGGCACGGAGGAGGCAGAAACCCUUCUUUCUAGCUCUCUGUCUGCAGAGCCUCUGCCCUUAGGCAGUGGCCUGACUCAGCAGCCUUUGCCCUCCUGGGCGGAGGUCCCACCGCCUCCAGAGGAUGUUCUGGCCACGGCCACAGCCACGGCCACGGCCAGAUACCCUGAGGCGACCACAGCUGUGAGUCGUAGUCUAGAAGGAACCAUCCUUUCUAGAACAGAGCCUGCCGCAGCUCUGGCACAGAUGGCUCUUGCUUGUAGUGGCGGCAGCCCAAAUUCGGCUUUGUUCUCAUCUUCUCCUGCCUCCGUGUCCUCUUCUCCUCCAUCAGCUGAUGUUUCUUCUAACCCCUUUCUCCCCGGCAGCUCCGGUGAGACGUCGGAGCUGCCGGGCGACGCAGUGGUCGUCGCAGCCCUUGAGGACGACGCUCGCGGCCUGAGCCCGCUGUCGUCACUCAGACCGUCCACGGGGUGCGUGUCCUGCCGCGUGGCGUCGCCUCGGCUCGUCGCGUCAGCCAGCCUCCCGGGGGGGGAAGACGCGGGCUCGGGGGACGGCGCCGAGACCCUGUCGGUGACCGCACCGGAGGCCCGCGGCGUCUCUCCGCCGAGCCGCAGAGUGGCGGACUUCCCAGAAUUUGAAGAAGAGCCGCAGGACUUCAAUACACGUUUCCCCUCCCGGCCGGUAGUUCCACUCUCUUCUCCCUCCGCUGGCGUCUCAGGAACGAGCGGUGGGGUUUCAGCCGAGGCGGGUGCGAGGAGUGUCGGGACCGGCCCGGUGCCUCCUUCCCGCGGCCACCUCUCUGCGCCAGCGUCACCCGAUCCUGCGCCCUUGGGCUCCUCCUCUGUCCCCGAAACGCCGGGACCGCCAGGCGGCGGCGGGACGGCGGGGUUUCCCUGGGUCAUCAGCAGCGUGCUGCCCGACUCGUCUGUCCCGCGCACCGCGGGCCACAACCGCCCCCCGCCCGCUCGCGGGGACCCACGGCCUUCUCCGGCUUCCGCUCCGGGCGCGUCCGGGGAGCCUUCGCUGUUCCCUGACCCGGAGCCUGGCCACUUUUCGGCACAUGAAACUGGACGGGCUCUGGAGUCCGCAGCCGGUUUUCUCUCAACUCCACCGCUGGAGUUCAGCAGCCUGGUCCCUUCAUCUUCAGAAGGACUUGCCUCUCCGACUUUGGGGACAGCGAGUGCCGCGGCCGCUUUCGUUUCUCAGGCGUCCUCUGCCGCGGUUGAGACACUCGCAUUGUCGGACUCUCUCCGUGCGCCGUCCGCCCCGCUUUCCGUUCCUAUUUCCACAAACUCUGAAUUUGCUCAGCCCCGGCCGAGUUCAGACCUUCUUUUAAGUACAUUCGCGUUUCUUCCUGGCUACUCUGAAAUGUCGCGCCUCUCACGCCUCUCUUCUGAUUCUCUCAAGUUCUCUGAAGCAGCAGCAGUUUCCCCGACAGGUCCCGAAGCUCAUUUUACCUCAGCCCUCACUGAAACUACCUCCUAUUUUGAGUUGUCGCUCAUUGCCCAUGACUCUGCGGUCACCACCCUGGUGCCCUCCAGGUCUGAGCCCACCCUUGACAUUUUGACUCUUGGGACUCACUUCCCGUCACCUUUGACUGCUUUCCAUACGACACCCAUUUUAGCAGAAUCUUCUCUCUUUCCAACUCCAACUCCAACACCUUCCAGUGAUGAAGUCAGUGCUACGGAUGACCGCUCACCUGUCUUACCCUCUUUCUCCAAAGUCAUUGCCAGCCCCACACUGCUGGUCACUGAUGCGUACCUGUCGUCAGCAUCCUCGUUUGUUUCUGAGGUGGUCCCCUCACCUCUUCCUACAGAGCCAAUAUUUGUGGGCCCAUCAUUCACACCCACAGAUUUACCAAUGAACACCUCCACGGAACCCACCUCACCCAACACCAGUGCUGCCCCUGAUCGUACUGUUGACAGCACCCCGAGCAGCAGAACUGCGAGUCAGAAUCCCCCCGAGAGCAGUUCGGUGCGACCCCCGCCAUCCCUUCAUCCCGUGCCCACCUCCACUUCUGAAGCAACUGUUGAUACUCCGACACUGGUCACCACCAAGCCGCCAUAUGUGUGUGAUAUUACAGUUCCCGAUGCCUAUUUGAUCACAACCGUGCUGGCCAGAAGAGCUGUGCAGGAGUACAUCAUCACGUCCAUCAAAGAGGUGUUGAGGAUUCACUUCAACCGGGCGGUGGAGCUCAAGGUUUAUGAACUAUUCGCUGACUUCACUUUCCUGGUAACAUCGGGGCCUUUCGUUUACACGGCAAUAUCAGUCAUAAAUGUACUUAUAAACAGUAAACUUGUACGUGACCAAACUCCUUUAAUCCUGGCUGUGAAACCUUCCUUCCUUGUGCCAGAGUCCAGGUUCCAAGUUCACACGGUUCUUCAGUUCGUGCCUCAGAGUGUGGAUACCAGCUUCUGCAACUUCACCCAGCGCAUCGAGAAAGGCCUGAUGAUAGCUCUUUCUGAAGUGAGAAAACACCACCAGGGGACGCAUAACUUCACCGUGCAGAUCUUGAAUAUCACCAUGGGUGCUUCAAGGCCGGCUCCUCGGCGGGGCCCGGUGAAUAUCGUCUUUGCCGUCAGGGGCACGCAGGGGUUUUUGAAUGGGACAGAAGUGAGCCAGCUGCUCAGGAACUUGAGCGUGGUGGAGUUCAGUUUCUACCUGGGGUACCCAGUGCUCCAGAUCGCCGAACCCUUCCAGUACCCGCAGCUGAACUUAUCUCAGUUGUUGAAGUCCUCCUGGGUGAGAACAGUUCUCCUGGGCGUUGUCGAGAAGCAGCUCCAGAAUGAAGUGUUUCAGGCUGAGAUGGAGCGCAAGCUGGCCCAGCUGUUCAGUGAGGUGUCCACCCGGAGGCGGAUGUGGAGAAGGGCCACCAUCGCUGCCGGGAACAGCGUGGUGCAGAUGGUAAAUGUGUCAAGGCUAGAGGGAGAUGACAAUCCUGUGCAGCUCAUCUACUUUGUGGAGGAUCAGGAUGGAGAAAGACUCAGUGCAGUCAAGUCUUCGGAUCUGAUUAACAAGAUAGAUAUCCAGAGAGCAGCCAUUAUCUUGGGUUACCGAAUUCAAGGCGCUGUUGCCCAACCCUUGGACAGAGUGAAGAGGCCAUCCCCUGAGUCCCAGAGUAGCAACCUCUGGGUCAUUGUCGGUGUGGUCAUUCCAGUGCUGGUGGUGAUGGUGAUUGUCAUCAUCCUCUACUGGAAACUCUGCCGCACGGACAAGUUGGACUUCCAACCCGACACGGUGGCCAACAUCCAGCAGCGUCAGAAGUUGCAGAUCCCUAGUGUGAAGGGCUUUGAUUUUGCUAAGCAGCAUCUGGGUCAGCACAAUAAAGACGACAUCUUGAUUAUUCAUGAGCCAGCACCACUGCCAGGACCGGGACCGGUGAAGGACCACACCACGCCCUCUGAAAACGGAGAUGUGCCGAGCCCCAAGGCAAAGAUCCCUUCCAAGAACCUCCGUCACAGAGGAAGAGUUUCUCCCUCGGAUGCUGACUCUACCGUAAGUGAGGAGUCCAGUGAGAGGGACGUGGGAGACAAGACACCGGGACCAGUGAACGAUGGCCAGUCCCACAGAGGCCCACACAGCGGGCCACCACCGCCCAGUUCGGGGAACGAGCAGCACUCGUCGGCCUCCAUCUUUGAGCAUGUGGACAGGCUGUCCCGGUCCUCGGAAGCCAGCAGGCGGGUUCCCAGUAAGAUACAGCUGAUCGCCAUGCAGCCCAUCCCGGCCCCUCCGGUUCAGCACCCCGUACUGGCCGACCGGGUGGCAGAAACCAACAAAAUUAACAAGGAGAUCCAGACGGCGCUGCGGCACAAGUCCGAGAUCGAGCACCAUCGGAACAAGAUCCGGCUCCGCGCCAAGCGCCGCGGGCACUACGAGUUUCCAGUGGUGGACGACCUGUCCUCGGGUGACACGCGCGAGCGGCACCGUGUGUACCGCAGGGCGCAGAUGCAGAUCGACAAGAUCCUGGACCCCACGGCCAGCGUGCCCUCGGUGUUCAUAGAGCCCAGGAAGAGCUCCAGGAUAAAGCGAUCUCCCAAACCACGUCGGAAACACCAGGUCAAUGGCUGCCCCGGAGAUGCCGAGAAGGACAGACUCAUCACCACAGACAGCGACGGCACUUACAAAAGGCCCCCCGGUGUCCACAACUCCGCCUACAUCGGUUGCCCAUCCGAUCCCGAUCUCCCGGCCGAUGUGCAGACCCCAUCCUCUGCUGAGCUGGGGAGGUAUCCAGGCCUGCCCUUCCCAGCCUCCCAGUACAUCCCGCCCCAACCGUCAAUCGAGGAGGCGCGCCAGACCAUGCACUCCCUCCUGGAUGAUGCUUUUGCUCUCGUGGCCCCCAGCAGCCAGCCUGCCAGUUCUGCGGUCGCAGGCCCUGGGGUCCCAGCCAUCCUGCCUGUGAACAGCACCCCUUCCCGGGAUGAGAGGCGAGCCACCCAAUGGGGGUCCUUCUACAGCUCUGCUCAGACGGCCAACAACCCAUGUAGCAGAUAUGAAGACUAUGGAAUGACUCCCCCAUCAGGCCCAUUGCCAAGACCAGGUUUUGGCCCCGGUUUGCUGCAGGCUUCGGAGCUGGUGGCCCCAGAGCUCCAGCAGCCACAGGCAUCGGCUGAAGCCCCGGUCGCCGCCCGAGGGAUCUACUCGGAGGACAUGCCAUCAGUGGCCCGGCCACGGCCUGUCGGGGGCACCACAGGCUCCCAGAUUCAGCACCUGACGCAGGUGGGAAUUGCAAGCAGAAUUGGAGCCCAGCCAGUGGAAAUCCCACCAAGUAGAGGCGGCCAGUAUGGGGGACCAGGUUGGCCUUCAUAUGGGGAGGAUGAAGGUGGCCGAAGAGAGGCUACACACAUGCUUGGACAUCAAGAAUAUUCUUCUUCACCGCUGUUCCAGGUGCCAAGGACUUCAGGUAGGGAGCCCUCCGCUCCUCCCGGGAACCUCCCGCACAGGGGGCUGCAGGGUGCGGGGCUGACUUACACCACCAGCUCCACAGAAGACCUCCAGCCCGGCCACUCUUCAGCUUCACUCAUCAAAGCGAUCCGCGAGGAGCUGCUCCGGCUCUCCCAGAAACAGACCGCCGUGCAGAACUUCCACAGCUGA